Molecule: messenger RNA, 1217 nt
Organism: Salvia splendens (bonfire salvia)
Lineage: Eukaryota; Viridiplantae; Streptophyta; Magnoliopsida; Lamiales; Lamiaceae
Product: rop guanine nucleotide exchange factor 9
Exons: 6
Coding region: 3-1217 (404 amino acids)
Molecular function (GO): guanyl-nucleotide exchange factor activity
Source: RefSeq, a predicted model, not a curated record
AAAUGGACAUGAUGAAGGAGAGGUUUUCCAAGCUGCUCCUUGGUGAAGACAUGUCCGGCAGCGGAAAGGGUGUUUCCUCUGCGCUCGCCUUGUCCAACGCCCUCACCAAUCUCGCCGCUUCUGUAUUUGGAGAACAAUGCAAGCUAGAGCCAAUGUCUGAAGAGAGAAAGGCAAGGUGGAAGAGAGAAGUAGAUUGGCUCGUGUCUGUCACAAAUUACAUCGUCGAAUUCGUUGCUUCUGAGCAGAAAGGGAAAGAUGGAACCAGCAUGGAGAUAAUGGUGACACAGCAAAGGAAAGACCUCCUGAUGAACAUCCCAGCUCUGCGCAAGCUUGACGCCAUGCUCCUUGACACACUUGAUAACUUCAAGAAUGAGCAAGAAUACUGGUAUGUCUCAAGAGAUGCUGAGGAGUCUGAGAAAGGGGUUCAGAGAGGAGACAAGUGGUGGCUUCCUACAAUCAAGGUUCCGCCAAACGGCCUCUCACAAGACUCGUGCAUCUUCAUGCAGAAGCAGAAGGACGCCGUGGUUCAAGUGCUCAAAGCAUCCAUGGCCAUCAAUGCUCAGAUUUUAUCAGACAUGGAUGUCCCUGAAACCUACCUGGAAACUCUUCCGAAGAAUGGGAAAUCAUGCCUAGGUGAUUCAAUCUACAAAAGCAUAACUGAUGAGGUGUUUGAUCCUCAGCAGUUUCUAUCAACCCUGGACUUGUCAUGUGAAAACAAAGUGGUGGAUAUCAAGAACAGAAUUGAGGCAUCAGUUGUGAUAUGGAAGAGAAAAAUGAAUAACAAGGAUAGCAAGCCUUCAUGGGGUUUCACCGUGAGCACGGAGAAGAGAUGUAUUUUCGAGGAGAGAUUAGAGACAAUCUUGAUCCUAUUGAAGCAUCAGUUUCCUGGACUUCCUCAAUCAUCACUUGACAUAACCAAAAUCCAGUACAACAAAGAUGCAGGGCUAGCGAUCCUCGAGAGCUAUUCGAGAGUGCUGGAGACCUUGGCCAACACGGUUAUGUCACGUAUAGAUGACGUUCUGUAUGCUAAUACCAUGGCUCGGGAAUCUGGCACGGGGGCUACGAUGUUGCCAAGGAAGAGCAACGUCAUGAGCGCAGGAGACGAGCCGGUGGAGAAGAUGAGUUGUGGUAUAAACACACCAAUGUCAAGGACAAUGACAAUCUCAGAUUUCAUGGGGUGGGGAGUUGAGCCUGAAAAAUGUAGUUUUGAUGUUUGA